Molecule: messenger RNA, 1275 nt
Organism: Drosophila suzukii
Lineage: Eukaryota; Metazoa; Arthropoda; Insecta; Diptera; Drosophilidae
Source: RefSeq, a predicted model, not a curated record
AUUUGCGUUUAUUCUGCAUUGUCACACCUAACGGUUAAGAUUCGCCAGGCGGAGCAAAAAUAAAUAUAUAAAGCUGAAUCAGUGAUAUAGUUGGACUAUAGCUGAAGAAAUCUGAAAUAUAUUUUUGACACAAUUCAGUCGUUCAGUAAAAAAGUACAGUUACAGUAAAAAGUACAGUUACAGUGGAAAGUGCUAACCGGAAUUGACUAAAUUUUGAGAUCAAGUGUCAAGUAAUACACAGAUCUGUAAAAGUUUUUUGAUUAAACGGAGUGAACUUGGAAAAAGUUGAGAAUGUCAGCCCUGUCGUCGCCCACCACCUGUGGUUGCCCACCUGUCCAGUGGACACUCGUUGUCAUUGUGCUCCUGUCAAUGGCGAUUGGACCGGGAAACGCCAUGCCCCGGUCAGCCAGGAAUACGCAGUUGUUGUUCAGUGAGCUCCUGGGAGGCGGAAAUGAGGACAACAACUAUUAUGGCGAGCAGUUGAAGUACCAGCAACAGCAGCAGCAGGAGCAGAAGCAGCAGCGUUUGCCCUCCUUUGCCAGGAAAUGGCCUUCGCUGAGGGAUCUCCUCCUCACAGCGGACUACGAUGACUUUGGAGUCACCCAGGAAAGUGACGAGCAGGAGACCCCCAAUUCCCGUCUGCUGGCCCGACUCCACAAACUCGGCGAAAAUGGAGGCGGCGAUGAGCUGCGCUACAAUGUCGUCGCCGAUCUGACCAAUAUGCCCAGCAAGAAGGUGAUGCCAGGACACUCCCUCAAGGAUCACAACACCAAGAAGAAUGUUCAAUUUCGUAAACAAUAUAUGUCGCCUUGCCAUUUCAAGAUCUGCAACAUGGGCCGUAAACGCAACGCCGGCUACAAUCCCUACUGAAGAGAAUUAAUGCUAGAAAUCCGAAGCAAAAAACAAACCAAAGUAAAAUAAACCCUUUUAAGAAAACUAAGAAUUUGCAUUGUCACAAAACCGUUGGACGAAUGUUCAAAUGCCAAGUAUUGUCUACCGUUCUAGUUUUAGUUAGAAACACCGGCGCAGAAUUUAAUUAGUAACUAUGAUUAUAUUGUAUUUAUAAAAUAUGUCUCGACCUACACACACACAGACACACACAUCUGACCCCUGCUCUCUGCAAAUUGACACCCACACAGACACAUGCACAUGCACACACUAAAGUAUUUCCAUAUUAGUUAUAAAUAUAAUUAUUAUCUAUGAUUCUUGUUGUAUUCAAAAUACAUUAAAUAAUAAUAACCAACACAAUGUUGUUAGAUAUUAAGCCAAAACUUA